CACACGCCGAUCUUGACGCCCGCACUGUUGCGUAAUUCCACGUCUAAGCUCACGACACAAUAAGAAGUCUUAGUCGAUUUAAGUUCUUUUACAUUUUAGUUUAAAAUACUACAAUCACCUGUACGUGGAAAAUAAAAAUGCGCGUCGUUAAUUAAGUCGAUCGUCAGGCAGCAGGCACCCAAAUAAUUGCCGUGAAGGAAGCUCAUACAGGGCUGCCCGCAACGGGCACCCCAUCAAUUAGUGGCACCUGUCGGACACGCGCUGCGCAUUAAUUCGCACUCGCGAUAAGUGAGCCCGCAAAAAACUCCAAAAUAAACUGGAACCAAUGCACCUGCGGCAAUCUGCGGGCGCCGCGGAACUGUCACAGUGACGGAGUCGGGUGUGGCGCGAGCGGACUGUGGUCGCGCUCUCUCGGGACCUGCCUGACGAUAUGAUCAUGUUAUUCAAGGGCAACAGCAGCAGGUUGGAGCACCUCAUAGAGAAAAUUCAGGCGAAUAAAGAAAAUCACGACGGCAUUUCAGACGAUAUAAAAGAGGCGCUGGGUAGUGUGGGCAGUACGGCGGGCAGCUCGUGGCCGUCGUCGACGCCGGAGCCGUCACCGUCGCCCGUCUCGACGCCUACCUCGGCCGACGCUGCUGAUGGCGUCGACGCCGACGUGGAGCCGCCCUUCACCCUUGGCGUCACAGAGCACACACCCUAUCAGUGCCAGUUCUGUGAAAAAGCUUUUCCUAGAUCUUCAUAUCUCAAAAAACAUGAACAGACACAUUCGGAUCAACUGCCUUUUCGGUGUGAGUUCUGCACGCGGCUGUUCAAGCAUAAGCGCUCCCGAGACAGGCAUGUGAAACUGCAUACUGGCGACCGCAAGUAUCGCUGCGCACAUUGCCCUGCCGCCUUCUCCAGGAGUGAUCAUUUAAAGAUCCAUAUGAAGACCCACGACAAUCAGAAACCGUUUCAAUGUACGGUAUGCAACCGUGGUUACAAUACAGCUGCAGCGUUGACAUCGCACAUGCAGGGCCAUAAACGAGAUCGCGAGGGUCGCGAACCAGAACGUCGUCGCGUAUUGCGUUGUUUGCGCUGUGGAGACGCUUUCCGACGGCCAGAUCUACUCCAGGCUCAUAUGGCAAAUGUACACGGCGUCGAAACUGCAGCUAUGACUCCUCCGCGUCGAGUAGCAUCUCAACCACCGCCCACACUUUUAGCGUGUAUAUACUGCACUCGCGACACCUUCACAAGCAUGGAGCAGCUGCAAUUACAUGUUCGCGCUGCUCACUCUGCAUUAUUGAACGGCGAGACGCCAUUGUCAACAGUUGAUCAACCAGCGCCCACUGAUCUUAGUCGACGGGCACCGGAGGAAGGAAUUCCACCCGUCAAAAGACCACGUUCCGGUUCCGGCACGCCACAAACUGCGUUGUCGCCAAACACCUUGUUGUGUAAUCAGUGUGGUGCUGCAUUGCCAGAUUUUGAGGCUUUUCGCGCGCAUUUGAAAGGCCAUCUAGAGGAAGGCGGAGAACUGGGACGAUCCAGCCCCGCACCGUGUCUGCACUGUGGAGCGACAUUUGCUGAUGCGGCGGCCUCGGAACGUCACUUGGCCUCCUACUAUCUCGCCAUCUCCUGCGAAUAUACAUGCCACAGCUGUGCUCGCAGUUUUUCAGCGCCAGAUGAUUUACAGAAACAUCUUCUUGAUAUGCAUUCACAAAAUUUAUAUCGGUGUGCCUUGUGCAAAGAGAUUUUCGAUUCGAAAGCAGCAAUUCAGGUACAUUUUGCAGUGGCACAUAGCGGUGAGAGCAAAGUAUGGGUGUGUCGAUCAUGUGGGGGUGGCGCGGGCGCAAUGCGUUCUGAAGCGGCGGCUACGGCCCACGUGCGUGCACGUCACGCGCCUCCGCGCUGCAGCUGUGGCGCCGUGCGAGCACCCGCGGCUGCGCACCGGCCCUACCGCUGUCCAAUGCCUGCUUGCACCGACACAUUCGCGGUCCAGUAUUUGUUGGAGAGGCAUGUGCAGACACACCACGCGCCACCACAAGUUUUAAAUGGAGAUGUUGCUCGGGUGAAACGAGUAGAAAACAACAACGCUAAUGAAGGCAUUGACGGAGAAUGCUCGCCGUGUACUACGGUGCCAGAUGGAAACGGCACAAGUGUGGGUACUGAGGAGCGACGACGUAAGAAUGGUGCAGUGGCGCUACAAUGUGCGUAUUGCGGCGAGCGCACGCGCAGCCGAGCUGAAUUGGAGGCGCACACGCGUGCACACUCCGGCGCCGCAACUGCGAGACACAAAUGUCUAAUUUGUGAUGAAGUGUUACCCUCUGCUGGAGUGUUAGCAGAACAUAAACUUACACAUUGCAAGGUCGUUGCGGGGGAUACAUGUGCAAGAUGUCGUGCGAGGCUGUCUUCGGAGGAGUCGUUCCUUUCACACAUGGCCCGCCAUCAUCCGGCAUUGCCGGCGCCAUGUGUAGUCUGCAGACAGACUCUUGCUUCAGAGGCCGAAGCACGACUACAUGCUAGAUUUCAUUUACGACCCGCUGAAGAUGAGCAACGAUGUGCGAUAUGUCUUAGAGCAUUGCCUGAAGGAGAAGCUGGUGAAGGCGCCCGAGCAUGUUCAGCGUGUUACGCGCGACAUGCCGCUCCACGGCCGCCGCCUCCAGCCGAUCAUGAUUGUCGAUUAUGUCGUCGAGCUUUAGGUUCUCCUACUCGAUUACAAGCCCAUCUUAUCGAGCACACUUUCGCGGGCAUAGACACUUUCACCUGUUACUUAUGUAGAGCAGUAUUCACGAGUGCGGUAGGUUUACAGCGGCACUUACCAGAACACGCUGACGUGCCGCGACCUUUUGAUUGUGGCCGCUGCGGACUGAAAUUCUUUUUCCGAGCUGAAAGAGAUAACCACGCAUUCGUUCAUCUCGAGGAAGCAGAAAUAGCUCAAAGGGCUUUCUAUGAAGCUUACGCUAGAGGAGCUGCAUCAGCGUGGGCUGCGUUAGCUCCUCCAGAAUCGACACAACAAGUUACUACUCCGCCAGCGGUAGAAGUGAAACAAGAGCCUGAGAUAAAGGAAGAGCGGAAUACUGACGAGUAUAUUGAAGUAUCGUCUCCUCCACCUGUUGCGCCAGCUCCUCCCCCACCUUCAAAUGGAUCGCCUGCACCAGUGGUGAAACAAGAGAAACCCGACGAUGACUGAACCGUUUCUUCACGAUCACGAACGAUAUCGUCCGACAUGCGAGAUUUGUCCCGCUGCAAUACUAGAUUACGUCCCAGCUAAUGAUAGUUAUAUUAAUAAUUAUUACAGAUGUUGAAUUUUUGCGUUUAGAACGCCGUGUCUCUUGUAUGUAGAUAAUUCGUACGUUAUAUUAUGUAUCUUUUAUGUUGUUUAGAAGUCGUAUGUUUUGUAAAGUUUACAUGGCUAUUUGUAUAAAAUGUUAACUUAAUAAAU
Molecule: messenger RNA, 3418 nt
Organism: Galleria mellonella (greater wax moth)
Lineage: Eukaryota; Metazoa; Arthropoda; Insecta; Lepidoptera; Pyralidae
Gene: L
Product: zinc finger protein 423 homolog
Exons: 8
Coding region: 431-3166 (911 amino acids)
Biological process (GO): regulation of transcription by RNA polymerase II
Cellular component (GO): nucleus
Molecular function (GO): DNA-binding transcription factor activity, RNA polymerase II-specific; RNA polymerase II transcription regulatory region sequence-specific DNA binding
Source: RefSeq, a predicted model, not a curated record